CAGCCUAGACUAAAUUGCCCUGAACAGUAUAUAAACGAGUUGUGGGAUACAAUUUCUAAUUCAAUCAAGAGAGCAGCAAACAAGUCAAUCCCGAGAAAGCGAGUAUACAAUUUUGGCAAUGAGAACAGAUACAAAAGAAAAGAGACCAAACUGCAUAAAGACACAACGAAGUUGAGCAAAAUAAUCCAGGACUUUAAAAAGAAGGGCACUAUAUGUGAGGUAGAGGAAGCAGAAAUAAAGAAGGUCAACAAGUUAGUCGAACACAUUAACAAUACAUAUAUGAUGUCCCUAGAUAAGUUGACCAGCAACAGCACGUUAUUGCAUGAAUGGUUAAUAGCAGCAAAGCAGGGUUGGAAAGCAAUGCGCGUACUUGAGAGAGCAGCAGAAAAUAGUAGCACUUGUACUAAAAUAAAGGAAGCAGUAAACCAAAGGCUUGAAAGAAUCGAUGGUGAUGUCGGGAGAAUGUUAGCAAGUAUAUUAGAAAGAUCUUACAAGAAGAUUAAUAUUGACAGA
This is a messenger RNA of Dentiscutata heterogama, 513 nucleotides long. Lineage: Eukaryota; Fungi; Glomeromycota; Glomeromycetes; Diversisporales; Gigasporaceae. The record is from the annotation of a GenBank genome assembly.